GGCGUGCCAGUCAAGCCUUGCACGCCGGAGUUGGAGGUGGUGGCCCUCGCCUGUGGCCCCUGCACUUCUUGCGCUCGACCCCGCCACCAUGGACGGACCCCAGGAUCCUCUGAGUGGGAAGCUCCGGCUCUGCUUCUCCCCCGCUGCCCGGACCAGCCUCCUCCUGCUCAGGCUCAAUCACACGGUUCUGCGUGCGCUGCAAGAGUGUGAGCGGCAACAGGUACGGCCGGUGAUCGCCUUCCAAGGCAACCGCGGGUAUCUGAGGCUCCCAGGCCCUGGCUGGUCCUGCCUCUUCUCCUUCAUAGUGUCCCAGUGUGGCCAGGAAGGGUCUGGAGGUGGCUUGGACCUUCUGUGCCAACCUUUUGGCAGAUCUGGGCCUAACUGCCUCCACUGCCUGGGCCCACUCAGGGAGCGCCUCACCAUUUGGGCAGCCAUGGAUUCUAUCCCAACCCCAUCUUCAGUUCAGGAUCACAACCCAACCGAAGAAGCUAGAGAGCCAAGGAAUUGGCAGAACACAGGAGACUAUUCUGAGGAAGAUGCAAUAUCACAGUCACAGGUGGCACUAGAAGAGGUGCCAGAUCAGCUGGCAAGCAACCAAGGACAGUCACUCCCAGGAUCCUCCAGGGAACAUAUGGCACAGUGGGAAGCGAGGAACCAGGCCCAUCUUCCUAACAGAGAGCCUGAUCAGCGACUGCCUUCCAGUGCCAGCCAGAAACAUCUGGACAAGAAACGUUCAGCACCUGCAGCCACUACAGAACUGAAAAAAAAGAGGCUCAGAGCUCUGCCAUUAGCUCAAAGUCCCCUACAAGGGCUGCCUAGUCAGGACCCACAAGAUUGGGAACAAGAUGAAGAUGAAGACAUGGGCCCCAGGCUGGAGCACAGUCCCUCAGUUCAAGCAGAUUCUGAAUCAUCAAGCCCUGAGGAGGUACCAGACUACAUCCUGCAAUACAGGGCCAUCCACACUGUAGAGCAGCAACAUGCUUAUGAGCAGGACUUUGAGACAGAUUACACUGAAUACCGUAUCCUGCAUGCCCGUGUUGGGGCUGCAAGCCAAAGAUUCAUAGAACUGGGAGGCGAGAUCAAGAGAGUUCAGCGAGGAACUCCCGAACACAAGGUGCUGGAAGAAAAGAUAGUCCAGGAAUAUAAAAAAUUCAAGAAGCGGUACCCAGGUUACAGGGAAGAAAAGCAUCGCUGUGAGUACCUGCAUCAGAAAUUGUCCCAUAUUAAAGGUCUCAUCCUGGAGUUUGAGGAAAAGAAUAGAGGCAGCUAACACAGUCACAGGGCUCUUGACCCUCUGCCCAGUGAGAUAUGAACAAAAUAGCCAUGAAUUAAAUAGGGUGCAACUGUUUGCUCUUCUUAUUGCUGACCCCUUGAGUCCAUGGUGACAAGCAGGUUUGAUUUCCAUUGUUGCUAUAUUGUAAUUUUAGGGUGCAGGCACAGGGCCAACACUCCAUAGCUGGGCCCAGGAGACUAGAUGUAGCAUAGGCUUGACUUCACCUUUAGUUCAGCCAAAUUAUUUUCACAUCCUGAGAAAUGACACCAUUUCCAGGACAAGACACCUUGAGGACAUUAGACAAACUAAAUAAGGGAAUUUAGCCUGAUAGCCUCUCAAGAAAAUGAUGAUGAGAACUUUUGGUAACAGAGCUAAAGGAACUUACAACACACCUGGAUGUAACAGGCACUAUUAUCUUACUGAAAGAAAGGGGCUUGAGUGUUACCCAUGUACUGAAAGAGAAUUCCUUUACAAACAUGGCUAAAAAAAAUUAAAAUUGUUUCUGUGUUCUUUUUGCAA
This is a messenger RNA of Choloepus didactylus (southern two-toed sloth), 1792 nucleotides long. It is a transcript of the gene ELL3, whose product is annotated as elongation factor for RNA polymerase II 3. NCBI's taxonomy places the organism in Eukaryota, Metazoa, Chordata, Mammalia, Pilosa, Megalonychidae. The transcript has 11 exons. Bases 89 to 1270 code for a protein of 393 amino acids. The record is from RefSeq and is a predicted model, not a curated record. Gene Ontology annotation, molecular function: cis-regulatory region sequence-specific DNA binding. Gene Ontology annotation, cellular component: transcription elongation factor complex. Gene Ontology annotation, biological process: snRNA transcription by RNA polymerase II; positive regulation of transcription elongation by RNA polymerase II; transcription elongation by RNA polymerase II.